Gossypium raimondii (Peruvian cotton) is the source of this 1599-nucleotide messenger RNA. Its product is annotated as receptor-like protein 7. The record is from RefSeq and is a predicted model, not a curated record. Gene Ontology annotation, molecular function: protein binding. NCBI's taxonomy places the organism in Eukaryota, Viridiplantae, Streptophyta, Magnoliopsida, Malvales, Malvaceae. The transcript has a single exon. Bases 1 to 1599 code for a protein of 532 amino acids.
AUGAACACCCUUCAUUCCCUUAUUUCUUCACUCUUUCUCUUCUCAUGCUUCCUUCCUCUUCUCUUGUCUUUUUCACCUCCUCAAACUCAUCUCCCAAUGCAAUGCCUUGAUGACCAGAGAUCUCCUCUGCUGCAAUUGCAACAUCAUCUUUACUAUGCCCCUCAUUUUACUUUCUCUUCCAAAUUUGACCUCUGGGAUGUCAACACUGAUUGUUGUUCUUGGGAAGGAGUCACUUGUGAUGCUUAUGGUCAUGUCAUUGGCAUUGAUCUUAGUUACAAAAACCUUUCAGGCAGCUUCCACUCCAUAUUCUAUCUCCAUCAUCUUCAACACCUGAAUCUUGCUGGAAACAACUUUAAUACGACUCUGUUUUCCUAUAGGUUUGAUAAACUCCAAAAUCUAACUCAUCUCAACCUUUCAAGCUCAUGUUUCCAUGGCCAAAUUCGAGUGGAGAUCUCACACCUAACAAGGUUAGUCUCUCUUGAUCUAUCCAAUCAAGAUGAUUGCUAUUGGAGAAAUGGUUACUAUUAUAAUUCAGCUACUUUAAAAUUGGAGAAACCAAACUUCAAGACAUUUAUUAAGAAUUUGAAGUUUCUCACGGAGCUUUAUUUGGAUGGAGUCGACAUUUCAACUCAAAGUACUAAAUGGUGCGAAACCACAUCUCUUGUACUUCCAAACCUGCAUGUGUUGAGUCUGUCAAGCUGUGGUUUGAAAGGUCCAUUAUGUUCUUCACUCUCAAGACUCUCUUUUCUUUCCAAACUUAUCCUUGAUGGGAACCCGAUCUCUUAUUUACCUCCCAAUUUCUUGGUAAAUUCCUCUCGUUUGGUUUCUCUCAGUUUGAGUGGCUGCAAUUUGAAUGGGCAAUUUCCAACCGGAAUUCUCUUAUUGCCACAAAUUCAAAGCAUUCACAUUUCAUCUAAUGACCAACUUAAGGGUCAGUUGCCAGAAUUUCCAGUAAACAAUGCAUUACUGAGUCUGUCACUUUUUGAGACAAAUUUCAGUGGAAAACUACCUCAAUCAAUUGGUAAUCUCAAGUUCUUGACUAAUUUAAAGCUGUCUAGUUGCAAUUUUUUUGGACCCAUUCCAUCGUCAAUUGCAAAUCUUAGUUACCUGGUGAACUUGGAUCUAAGGUCAAACAAGCUUUCUGGAUCAAUACAUUCUUCUUUAUUUACUCUUCAAUCGUUGAAGACCUUGAUUCUUGGAGAAAAUCAAUUGGUUGGGAAAAUUGAUGAGUUCCCCAAUGCAUCUUCUUCUUCGAUUCAAGAAUUAUAUAUAGGCAAUAAUUAUUUAACAGGACCAAUCCCGAAGUCAAUCCUUCAACUUCCAAGGCUUGAAGGGCUUUAUAUUGGAGAAAAUAGCUUCAGUUCCAUGAAGCUUGACAUGUUUGUCCAACUCAAGAACUUAAAGGGUCUCCACUUAUCCAACGUAAGCUUGUUAACUGAAAGCGACAACAAAAGUCUUACUUUUCCCCAAUUAGAGAGCCUAAGCCUAAGGUCAUGCAACCUUACUGAAUUUCCAGAAUUCAUUAAAAGGCAAGACAAGUUGAAAUAUCUUGACCUUUCAAAUAAUAAAAUAAGUGGUGCAAUACCAAACCAGGUGUAG